Haemonchus placei is the source of this 354-nucleotide messenger RNA. The record is from the annotation of a GenBank genome assembly. NCBI's taxonomy places the organism in Eukaryota, Metazoa, Nematoda, Chromadorea, Rhabditida, Trichostrongylidae.
AUGAACAAAAUGGCGGAACAGCUCGGAAUCCCCAGAAAAUCGGUUCAAAUGAUGGUGAAAAAUGAGCUUGGACUUCGAAGUUAUCACUUAUUGAUUGGACAGAAGAAGCAAAGCAAAGCCGAAAAGAAAAUUCAAGAAACUACGCGAAUUUUUCAUGGGUGCGCUGAAUUAAGGACGUUCUUUGGUCCAACGAAAAAGCGUUCACCGUGGAAGUGGAUAAAACCUCUGAAUCACCGUCAACUUCUUAGUUCAGCUCCUAAGAGCAUCCGAAAGAGAAGAAUUGCCACAAGAAGUUUGUUCCCCAAAAGUUUAAUGGUUUGGAGCGUGUCAGUGCAUCAGGUAAGACUCCGUUGA